AAUGCUGGAUAAACAGGCCAAUGCAGCCGUCGAUAAUACGGAAUCGUGAGCCUUGAAAUCACCGGAGUAAUGUCUUGGCGACCACGUUCCCAUCCUCUCGCCAACAUCAUCUGAGCGGUGCAUCUACGGCAACCCUCAGCCCUCAGCGCGGUGCAGUGCCAGCAUGAGCUCCAGCGCUCCAAAGUUUGCCAGCUUCCGGCCGAAGCCCAAGGUACCCGAGCAGCCUCUGUCGGUUGAAUCUCGCCGCGAAGAGAAGGAGCAUAGAAAACACAGUUCAUCGAGGGAGAAGCCGCGGGAGGAUCGAAGGAGAACACCGCCACGCGAACAGCGGGAGCAUGACCGAGAUGCAUCUUCGAAAAGGGCCUAUUUCAGCGACCGCCGCGGGGAUCUCGACAUCGUCAAGUACGGGACGCUGAACCGCUACGACAUACCAAGCUAUCGACGCAGUGGCUUCGGCAAUGUGCUUGGGCUGCCCGGCCAGAAGAUCGACCGCGAAUACUCGACUGAAAAGAAAAUCUACAUCUUACCUCUUGUACGUCGGCGUCAAAAGCGGAUGCUCACCGACAAGUCCGCAGCAAGAGACAGCAACCGUACUCUGCGGCUUAUUAAGAUUGCAGAGGACCACUAUGCCGACGCAAGUCGUGACUUCAUUGCGCUGUCAGGCACCGGCAAACGGAAGCGAACUCCUGGCAGUGACAGCGAGGAUGAUGCGCCACGCGCAGACUAUCGUGGCAUUGACGAAAAGCCGGACCCCAAUAAAGUUGACGACGCGGAUACCUACUACGAGUCAGACACGGAGGCUGCAAUCGCCAGCUCUGAAAUUACGCAGAAGAAUUCCAGGCUCAUUCGAGAGACUCGAGAUGAUCCAGGAAACCUGCAGGCUUGGCUGGACCUCGUCGAACAUCAGGAAUCGAUGAUGAAGCUGGAUCGGGCGAUCUCUGAGCUCUCAGCGGCCGAUCGACAAAACCUUGCUGAUGUGCGCAUCUCAACAUACGAAGAAGCUUUGCGCAAGAUCGGCGACAACAUAACGAAUCAGAUCGAACUCCAAUCCGGACUCUUACAUGAAGCGCAGAGACAUUGGGAUGAUGCGAAAGUGGCAGGGAAUUGGCAAGAUGUGCUCAAGCGAUAUCCUCACAGUGUAAAACUGUGGUCCAGAUAUAUCGACUUCGUUCAAUCGACAUUCUCGAGGUUCAAGUAUGAAGAAUGUCGCGCUGUCUUCUCAAAUGCUCUCGAGGCACUGCGAUCGGUGAACUCGGGAGAUCAGACAGCUACAGCAGAAGCUAGGCUGCAUCUCAUUGUGCGUCUCACAACGAUGAUCCAGCAAGCUGGGUACCAGGAGCUUGCAUUGGCCAUCUGGCAAGCCGUACUCGAGUUCAGCCUGCUGGCUCCCCAGAACCUUGCCGCUGAAAAGUCAAAGCAAUUCGAAGAGUUUUGGGAGAGCGAGGCACCUCGUAUUGGCGAGACAGAUUGCAAAGGCUGGAGACAUACAUCGAUUGACGAUGCAGUGCCGCCGGUGUGUUCUAUCACGCUCGAUACAUCUGCUUCAAGGUCUUCACUCGAGGACUUUCGAAAACGUGAGCUUGACUCCAUCAACAAACUUCGGUAUCCUGGCCGCUCCACAGAUGAGGUGGGCGAAGAUGACCCAUUCCACACAGUCUUCUUCUCUGAUCUGAAGGAUUAUGUCGGUGACUUUCCUGAGCUCUCGGCGGAUACACAGAUUGAUGCAUUCUUGUGCUUCUGCGGGCUUCCUGCAAUGAUUCAGCAGAGUGAAAUUGGCCCUUGGAGGACCGAUUCGUUCUUGCAAAGCAGGACUUCUUCCUUUGAGACUGCAGCAGAGAUGGGAUCGGAAAGUCUUCAAUACGAGGAAGCACUCUCACGAUACUGUCAAAACCCAAUCGCCAGAUUCCGGAUGACAAGGGAUCUGUUGGUGCAACAGACAUUCUCACUCGACAGCUCCAGGCUCAGUCCGGAGUUCGUCAGGACCACCCUGAAGUUAUUGGUCACAAAUAUUCCAGACAGCGAGUGCGUUGGUGAGUACCUGCUAGCUUUCGAGUCAAGGCACUUUCCUUCAGACGUUACUAAAAGCGCAAAACGACUGCUCAAAGAACGACCCUCCAGCGUCCGACUCUACAACAUGUACGGGACUGCUGAAGGGCAGCGCAGUAACUCUACAAAGGCGGUUCAAAUCUUUUCUGCCGCACUCAACAUCAAAUCUGCCUCCGUAGAUCGCCUCGAACUUUUGGAGAGCUACGUUUGGCAGGCAUUACAAGACGACGACAAGGUGGAGGCUCUCCGGCGGUUGGUGCAAUACCAUGGCGGGUCAUUCUCUGAGCAGUCUGCAUCUGCCUCCAUUGAGACAGCUCGUGCCGCGUUCCAAGCCUCACUCGAAGAGGGGCUUCUGAGCCAGAACUACGCACACGCAGUCCUAAACGCUAAUCACCUUGCACUGCUCGCCUACCUAUCCGGUAAAAGCACUAUAAGCGCCGCUCUGGUAGCCCACAGCAACCUCACCGCCUGGUUCGCAUCGCACAAGCUCACCUCCUCGGUCCCCGCAGAAACCCACGCCCAGGCCAUAGCUCGUCUGCUCGCCUACCACGUCACCCACACCUCCAUCGUAAAACCCGCGCUCCUCCGUGACGCUCUCGAGCCCCUCAUCGCCACAUUCCCCGACAACACGAUCCUCCUCUCCGUGUACGCCGCAAACGAGGCGCGCUUUUCCAUCGACGACCGCCUGCGCGGUAACAUGCUGCGCGUCCUUAAUACCUCGUCGAGCUCGAGCGUCACAACCUGGGCUUUCGCGAUCCACCACGAGAGCCUGAAAGGCGAAGUCGCAGGCUCAACACACCACUCCCGCCGCGCGCUGUACAAGCGGGCUACUCACCCCGACGCCGCGGGCGCCCACUGCCCAGCGCUGUGGGAGAUGUAUCUGCGUUUCGAACUCGAGCGGUUUCGCGCCGAACAGCGUCUGCGGCCGGAUAAGCGACCACGCAGGGAUGGAAAGAAGAAUAAGUUCGAGAUAGGGGUUGAGGAAGCGCGUGAACGGGUCCGGGAGACGUUCUACCGCGGACUGAAGGCGCUGCCGUGGUGUAAGGAUUUCGUGAUGCUGGCUUUUGGGGAGGCGGGAGAGGUGUUCGGGGAUGAGGAGUUGGGGCGGUUGUAUGGGGUUAUGGUGGAGAAGGAGAUGAGGGUGUAUGUUGAGAUGGAUGGGCUGGGGGCUUGAGGUUGAUGGUGGGUACGUAGUCUGCGACUCGAGAAUCGUACCGCAAUACGUGGAUGUCGCGAUGUUAGUACUAGACGUCACUAUGGACGGUGAUAUCUCCCAGUGUCGAAUGGCAGGAGCUAUCCGGUGCUACUAGCGCGGUCUAGUGCGAUGAUCUUGCGGCAGGUGGGGUGACUUCACGUCUCUUAUGAGUCGUUGCAUCUUGUUUAUCGGCGACAAACAGUUGAUUAGGGUUCUCGGCGUACGAUCUUCACCUGUGUUUGAUCUUCGCGAGUACUCACUCGAUGCACAAUGCAAGAGCUGGGGUGAUAGUUGAUCCAUUUAUCAGUGC
Boeremia exigua is the source of this 3551-nucleotide messenger RNA. Its product is annotated as NRDE-2, necessary for RNA interference-domain-containing protein. The record is from RefSeq and is a predicted model, not a curated record. Gene Ontology annotation, cellular component: catalytic step 2 spliceosome. The transcript has a single exon. Lineage: Eukaryota; Fungi; Ascomycota; Dothideomycetes; Pleosporales; Didymellaceae. Bases 164 to 3220 code for a protein of 1018 amino acids. Gene Ontology annotation, biological process: regulatory ncRNA-mediated post-transcriptional gene silencing; negative regulation of RNA catabolic process. Gene Ontology annotation, molecular function: protein binding.